AUGUUUUCCAGGAAUCUCAUUCUCGGCCACGGAAAGUCUCUAGUUAGUUCUGUUCGCCGCCGCCAAUUCUCCAUUGCGCCGGCCAGACUCGCUGAGGACGAUAAACCCGCUCCUUCCUCUCCUUACUGGAACGAUGAAGCUCUCGCGGGACGCACAAACCCACGCUCUGUCGAUAUAGACGAUAUUCUCCCACCCAACAACAACAAUGAGGGCCUCGCCCAGGCCAAGGAACAAGACAUUGAAGCCAUCGAAGCCAUCGAAGAGGAGGAGGUCGAAGAACGUGGCAGUCGCUUCAACAACGAGGAGGGUGGCAGUCGUGGCGGGUUCGGAGGUCGCGGAGGCUUCCGUGGUGGUCGUGGGGGAUAUGGCGGUGACCGUGGUGGCCGUGGUGGCUUUGAGCGCCGUGGCGGAUACAAUGGUGACCGCGGUGGGUAUGGGGGAGGCCGUGGUGGCUAUGGUGGCGACCGUGGCGACCGCCCAAGCUACGGCGACCGCCCUAGUUACGGUGACCGUGGUGGAUAUGGUGGCGGCCGUGGAGGUGAUCGUCCUAGCUACGGUGAUCGUCCUAGCUACGGUGACCGCAGUGAGCGUCCCAGCUAUGGCGAACGCCCCAGUUAUGGCGAGCGCAGCGAACGUCCUAGCUACGGUGACCGCGGCGGAUACGGCGGUGGCCGCGGAGGCUUUAGUGACCGUGGUGGCGGCCGCGGUGGUUACGGUGGUGGAGACCGUGGUGGUGAAGACCGUGGCGGCUUCGGCGGUGGCUUCCGCGGUCGCGGCGGCUUUGACGGAGAAGGCCGUGGCGGUGGAUUCGGAGGCCGUGGUGGUCGUGGAGGUUUCGGCGGUGGCCGCGGCGGUUUCGACGGUGAAGGCCGAGGUGGCUUCGGUGGUGGAUUCGGUGGUGGCUUCGGCGGGCGCGGACGCGGACGUGGCGGUCCAGGUGGCGGCCGUGGUGGUGGACGUGGACGUGGUGGACGUGGUGGUAGAGGCAGAGACGAUGACCGCAAUGCUUCAUCUCGUACCUCCCGCAGGGACCCUUUCCCUCCUGCGCCGCCCCCAGAGCAGGUUGAGCUGCCUUACACCCCUACUGUUCCCACUGCUGAAUAUCUCGCCCCUCACGUUCCGCCUUCAGUAAUUUCCAACCAGGGCAUCGGCGCCACCCUUUGGGCUGAUACUACUCAUAGCACAAAGCCAACCUCCCAAUGGACCUACGAGAACUGGAAGAACUAUGACGCCAGCCGCGAAUCAGCUCUCGGCAGACUCAUCGAGGGCAAGUACACGCCCCCUAAUGUGGGCCCUCACGGCAUCGCGGGAGAUAUCCACAGGAUGGUCAUGGUCAACGGAACCUACUCGGACAGAAAGAAGAGGGAGCUUUUGAUCAACGUUCUACCUAGACUUGGAAUGAGCCUUCCGGCUCCUCCUCGCGCGUAA
This is a messenger RNA of Morchella importuna, 1428 nucleotides long. RefSeq lists its product as uncharacterized. The coding region runs from base 1 to 1428 and encodes 475 amino acids. Lineage: Eukaryota; Fungi; Ascomycota; Pezizomycetes; Pezizales; Morchellaceae. The record is from RefSeq and is a predicted model, not a curated record. The transcript is spliced from 2 exons.